Corylus avellana is the source of this 2185-nucleotide messenger RNA. RefSeq names its product eukaryotic translation initiation factor SUI1 family protein. Lineage: Eukaryota; Viridiplantae; Streptophyta; Magnoliopsida; Fagales; Betulaceae. The record is from RefSeq and is a predicted model, not a curated record. Gene Ontology annotation, biological process: translational initiation; formation of translation preinitiation complex. Gene Ontology annotation, molecular function: translation initiation factor activity.
AACUUUCCUAUCCCUCAACAUCCCUACGCACGCACAGAGACAGAGAGAGAGAGAGAGAGAAUGUUCAAGAAGGCAGUGGAGGCGAAGUCACACCAGAGACUGUCGGGGGCAGACAGGAAGAAGCUUAGACGAACCGUCAAAGACCUCUUUCGUAGAGCCUCCGAUGCCGAUAUCGACACCUUGCUUCCUCCCAAGGCGGAGAUAACUGUUGCAAAGUUUCAAAAUCGAGUCCAUGUAUAUGGUGUAGAAGGAGGAUUCCCUAUGUUUUUUGAUGUUGAUGGGCGAGGCAAAGAAAUAUAUCCCACAGUCUUUGCUCUCUGGAAUGUCCCUGAACUCUUGCCUGCUUUCAUGCUGAAAGGGGGUGAGGUUUCACGAUUUCUCAUUGGAGGGGCAGAUUUGAUGUUUCCUGGUAUUAGUGUACCUGCUGAAGGUUUACCUUCAUUUCUAGCUGGGGAACCAUGGGCAGUUAAAGUCCCUGGAAAUCCUGCUCCAAUUGCAGUUGGGGUGACCGCUAUGAGCAGCACUGAAGCCUUAAAAGCUGGUUUGCGUGGAAAGGCAUUAAGAAUCACUCACUAUUAUCAUGACUUACUAUGGGAAUCAGUUGAGGGCCACUAUGUCCCGAAUGCUGGCUUCUUAGAAGAUGUUGUAUUUGAGGAUCCUGCUAUACUGCAGUCUUGUCAAACUUCUGAGUCAUGUGAAGGUGCUAUUGAUGCUUCUAAUGGUCAAUGGAAUGGCAAUGAUAACAACGAAGUGGGUGAACCUGUUGAUGUAACUGAUAUCCUGUCCGAACAUAAUCAUCCUUCGAGUUCAUCAACACAGAUUGAUGUUGAGAAUGAUACUGCUGAAGAAGUAAUUGCAGACAUUGGUGAUUUAAGGGUAGGAAAUAAUGUUUCUUCUGAGGAAUCAAACGAUCAACACACUCUAUCUACUGAGGAUGUGGACAGCCUUUUGGAUAAGUGCCUUUUGCAGGCCUUGCAUACAACAGUUAAAGACAAAGACCUUCCCAUGCCUGGAAGCACACUAUGGUCAAACCAUGUACUGCCUUGUAGGCCUUCAGGAAUCACUUUAGACAUCAAGAAAUCAUCCUACAAGAAAUUAUCAAAGUGGUUACAAGCUAAAUCAUCCAUGGGACUGAUUUCUGUAAAAGAAGACAAGUACAAAAAGGAAGUCAUGCUACUUUCCAUUAACCGUAAACAUUUGGAUUACUCAUCCUUCAAGCCUGAGAAACGGCAAGUAGAGAAAAAUGAUCAGGUCAGUGAUCAUGCUGCUGCUAAUGAAAGCCGGUCAAGUAAAACUCUUGAAGUGGCAGAGAUCUAUAAACCAAGUGUACAUGUCAAUCCCAUUUUUGCUUCUGUAGGAGCUGAUGUGGGAAAACUUUUUAGUGCCUCAGAAGCCACCGAAAUUGUCUUCAAAUACAUUGAGAAAGAAAAUCUGGUAAAGCCCACAAACAAGACUAUAGUGGUACUCGAUGCAAUAUUGUGUGAUGCACUGUUUAAGGGGGCUAUUAAAAAAGGAUCAACAUACCCAACAGAAAUUCAUAAAAAAGAUGUAGGGUCAGCAUUUAUAAGCCGGAUGCAAGCUCACCACGUUGUGACAAGAGGAAGUGAGUCAAUUGUUCGUAAAGGUGCUCUGAAAGCAAUUCAGAUACUGACAGAACGACGGCUAGGUAACAAGAAGGUUACUAAACUUUCCGGGAUGGAAACAUUUUUGAUGGAUGCUGAAGCCUUGGCAUCUGCGCUUCAGAAAAAGUUUGCUUGCAGUACAUCAGUGACAGAAUUACCAGGUAAGAAAGGUCAUGAGGUUUUGGUGCAAGGCGGUGUGAUUGAUGACCUAGCAAAACAUCUGAUUGAACAGUAUGGAAUCCCAAAGAGAUACAUUGAAGUUCUAGAUAAAACCAGGAAAUGAGAUGUUGACAAAUGGUGAAAAAGUGAGGUGGUGAUUGGGAGUGUGUGAUGUGAUAAUCUGACACUGCCUAGUAAAUGUUUUAUGUUUUUCUUUAUGCUUGUUGCCAUACAAGAGAAGAGAGGAAAAUGAAGAGAAAGAGGUGUACAAGGUAAUUUGCAAGAGUUCCAUCAUGCCUAAGGUUUAGGAGGUAGCACAUUUUGAAGCUAAUAAGCCAUAUCUCAUUAUGUUAAUACUUAAUAGUUUUAUUCUCUUGGUGAGUAGUAGCAACUUUUUUGCAUUA